AUGGGGGUCUUUCUUUCCACCGUGCAGCGCACCUUGAACCUCCUCCUGCCAUUCACCCACCCAGAUACUCCCCUCGUGCAGGAUGUUAUACACACUGCCGUCCUCGUCACAACAUUGUAUUACGCACCACAAAUCGCAGAAUACUACCACGCACAUCACCGGCCUGCCGCGCCGUACACCACUGCAAACGCUGACGAUUCCGCCCCGAUCGGACGGAUCCUCAACGGCCCUCCACCCGAUGUACCAGAUGGUCCUCUAGACGAAGAUUGGGUGCUGCAAGACGACGGGGACAACGAGGAAGCCGGCAUUGAGCCCCCACCGCACGCACCAACCCCGCCCCCAGGCCAACUACACAACCCACCUAUAGAGGAUGCAGCGUGGCAGAACGAUUUCGCAAAUGGCGAUCCCGGCCCAGCAAAUGAUCAUCCGCAGCCCACGCGCGCAAACCGGGUUAUUGGCGCUAAGAAGGCGAAGUCUCUCGCACGCCGCGACCAGAGGCGGGCAUACCACGAGUUUCACCGGAGCCAGGCGGAGCAGCGGAGACUGACAGAAGAGGCUGGAAGGGAGGGGCGCGAAGCGGCGCUUGCGGAGGAGAAGGCACGGCGCGCAGAAGUGGAAUCGUUGCUUGCGGAAGAGAAGCGCGAGAGGCAGGCUUGGGAACGCGAGCAAAAGAGGAAAGAGGCCGAUGAAGAGCACCAGCGGCGCGAACGUGUGGUGGAAAAGGUCAAAGAGGACAUUGUACGGAAGGGUGCGGUUGAUCUGGUAGACGCUGCGAUGGAGGAGGGCAAGGACAAGGUGUGGAUCGAGCGGUUGGUGCGGGCUAGUGGGCUGCUGAGCCAGAUGGAAAAGGGAGAAGAGAAAGUCAUGAUAACAGGCGAAGGUUGGCUCGUCAAAAUCGAUGCCGAGAUUAUGCGAACGGCGUACGAGGAGGCUGCGUCUUUCAGCGACUCAAGGGAUGGCAAGGUCAAUUUUGCCAACUUUGGCGGCAUCCUAGAGAAGGUAGUUAGGGCGAGGGCGUUGGCCGCAGUUUGA
Didymosphaeria variabile is the source of this 1032-nucleotide messenger RNA. RefSeq lists its product as uncharacterized. The record is from RefSeq and is a predicted model, not a curated record. NCBI's taxonomy places the organism in Eukaryota, Fungi, Ascomycota, Dothideomycetes, Pleosporales, Didymosphaeriaceae. The coding region runs from base 1 to 1032 and encodes 343 amino acids. The transcript has a single exon.